Messenger RNA from Aspergillus terreus NIH2624, 1287 nucleotides. RefSeq names its product tryptophan--tRNA ligase WRS1. The coding region runs from base 1 to 1287 and encodes 428 amino acids. The transcript has 4 exons. The record is from RefSeq and is a predicted model, not a curated record. Gene Ontology annotation, cellular component: cytoplasm. NCBI's taxonomy places the organism in Eukaryota, Fungi, Ascomycota, Eurotiomycetes, Eurotiales, Aspergillaceae. Gene Ontology annotation, biological process: tryptophanyl-tRNA aminoacylation. Gene Ontology annotation, molecular function: tryptophan-tRNA ligase activity; ATP binding.
AUGGCCGCCGAUGAACCAGGACAGCCCCCGGCGCUCACCAAUCUGAGCCUGGCCGAAAAGGCCCCCGAUUCCAAGGCCGUUGGACAGAUUGUGACGCCAUUCGACGUCUCCGGAGGAGUCGAUGAGUCGGGGAAGCUUCUACCAGUCGAUUACGACAAGCUGGUGCGCGAAUUUGGUGCCACCCCCAUCAGUAAAGAGCUCCUGGAACGAUUCGAGAGAGUCACCGGCCGCCGUCCCCACCGCUUCAUGCGCAGAGGCAUUGUCUUCAGUCAUCGCGAGCUGAACAAGAUUCUUGAUCGUUACGAGAAGGGACAGCCUUUCUAUUUGUAUACCGGUCGUGGUCCCAGUAGUGAUGCCGUGCAUUUGGGCCACACCGUGCCCUUUGAGUUCACCAAGUGGCUGCAGGAUGUUUUUGACUGCCCCUUGAAAUACAUGCACUCCGCGAAGAUCGAAAUCGAGGAUGUUCGGAGAUACACGAAAGCCAACGCCAUGGACAUUAUUGCUGUGGGAUUCGACCCCAAGAAGACCUUCAUCUUCAGCGAUUUCGACUUCAUCGGCGGCGCCUUCUACGAGAACAUGUGCCGCAUGGCCAAGAGAAUCACAAUCAACUCGGUCCGGGGUACUUUCGGCUUCAACGACAGCAACAACGUUGGAGAGUUCCACUUCUGCGCUACUCAGUCGGCUGCCGCGUUUGCUACCAGUUUCCCCCAUAUCUUCGGCACAGACAGGAAGAAGGUUUCGUCCAUUCCUUGCCUGAUUCCCUGCGCCAUUGACCAGGACCCAUACUUCAGACAAUGCCGCGAGCAUGCCGAGAAGAUGAAGUACAAGAAGCCCUCGCUCAUCCACGCCAUUUUCCUCCCGGCACUGCAAGGUCCCGGCUCGAAGAUGUCUGCCAGUGUGGAUUCCUCCGCUGUCUUCAUGGACGACACGCCCAACCGUAUUAAGAACAAGAUCAACAAGUACGCCUUCUCUGGCGGUCAGGACACCGCCGAAUUGCAGCGCCAACUGGGAGGUAACACCAAGUCCGACGUUCCUUUCCAGUACCUCACUUUCUUCCUCGAAGACGACGACGAGCUGGAGCGCAUCAAGGUGGCCUACGAGUCUGGUCAGAUGCUCACUGGCGAGAUCAAGCAGCGGUGUAUUGCCGAGAUCCAAGCGUACGUCCAGGGCUUCCAGGAGCGCAGAGCCAAGGUGACGGACGAAGUGCUGGCCGAGUUCAUGCGCGCCCGCCCGCUUGAAUGGAAUGGCAACCCCAACCCGGUUGUCGAUGAGAAGGCCAAGAAAUAG